CAUAAUGUUAUAUACGACACCCGCUGUUAUACUUAUCUAAUAUAUUUAGCCAUGGAUUUAACCAAACAUAAUUCUUAAAAUAUCUAGUUAGAGAAUUUCACACAAAUACCUAACGUAUAUGAUUUCGUACCUUUUUUAUCUGCACUCUGCAGUAGAUCAGUAUAUUAUACAUUUUAUAACAUCAAAAAUACGAGAGAUGUAGGUAAGUGGUGGGCGUCAACUAAACUUGAGUGGCGGGGGAAUUACCUUCCUGGCGGGGGUCAACUAGACCAGUACCCUUUUCUGGAUUACACAUUUACACAACUUGUUGAAUAAUUUUAAUUAUUUUUCUUUUAACUUUCUCUAAACAUUUGUUAAACAUGUCGCUUGAACAAGCCACUAUUUUGGAAUAUGAUAUUGUAAAUCAUGAUCACAAUUACUCUAAAAUUCAAGAUGAAGCUGUAGAACCUCAAGAACAAGUACCCGCUGUUCUUUCUACGCCUAAUAUCCAGCCACAUUGUUAUACCAUAAUUCCGGGUAUACAAAGAACCACAGAAAUAAUUCGUGAUAAUUUAGGUUUCAUGUAUUAUAAGAACAAAAGUACUCAAAAUAAAAUCUAUUUGGCAUGCUUGGAAAAAAAACAAGGAGGCCAAUGUACGGCAACUGCAGCCAUAUCAUCAGAUAGAGAAAACAAAAGUUUUAAGUUGUCAAAGCAACAUAACCAUCUAGUAAAACCGUUUGACUUAGAUGUUCCAUUUCUUCGAGAACACAUAACAGAAAAGGCUUUAACGAAAACUGUAAAUUCAUAUGUUCCUCGUGGUAUAUACAUGGAAUCAAUUGUAAAUUUUCCAGAAGCUGCAAAUAACUACACCUUCAUUCAGUGUGCAGAAAGAAUGAGGCGAUUGCGACAAGGAAUGUUCCCAGCCACACCUCAAAAUAUUUCAGAUUUCCAUGAUUUGCUAAACAAUGACAAAAACCAAACGUUUACAUUAACAUUGCAAAAAUUACAAUUUUAUCAAGGCCCGUUGGUAGUAAAUGGAAUUAUUAAAGGUGUCCUGUAUUGCAACAUAGCCCAUAUUCAAAAAAUUGAACAACAUUUAAGAAAUGUUCGUGUAGCUGGUUGUGAUGGUACAUUCAAAACGGUACCAAAAUUUUUGGAUAAUGAUGCUUAUCAGAUAUUUUCUUUCCAUGUCCUGUUCAAAAAUGUUAGCUUCCCCCUAGUUCAUGCUAUCCUCACGGGUAAAACACAGGAUAUCUAUUUACAACUCCUGAGGUAUGUCAAAAGUGUGUUACCUUUAAACUAUGCAGAUUUAAUUAUAAUAACAGAUUAUGAGUAUGAUCUAAUUAAUGCCGCAAAAAUAGUAUUUCCUGAGAGUAAAACUCAAGGAUGUUAUUUUCAUUUUUGCCAGGCAGUCGUUCGGUACACUAGAGUUAAAAAAUCUCAAAUUUUUCAUUUAAUAAAAACCAAUUCAAAUGCAACAUGUAUAUUAAGAAUGAUUUUAGCUUUGCCAUACUUACCGGCUACAAGAAUUGAUGCUAUACCAUCAAUGGAAGAUGCUUUCAAUGAAGUCUUAGAAUAUGUAAACAAUUUCCCUGAUUUAGCUGUGCAGUUAAAUGAUUUUUUAAUUGAUUAUAUUUGGAGAUAUUGGUUUCUAACAAUAAGCCCUGAAAAUGUCUCAGUAUAUAAUCAGGAAAUAAGGACAAAUAACUACAUUGAGAGUUAUCAUGCUUCGUUGUUGAGACUAAUUAAACCACAUCCCAAAGUUUGGGAAUUCCUCAGUAUGGUUUAAAGUUCAAUUUUUAUAAUUGUAUCAUCAUAAGUGUCAACUAAUCUUUACCUAUGUGACAAUAAUUGUGUUAGAAAGAGUAACUAAAAUUUAAAUGUUUUAUGUGUUUUUGUUACAGGAAAGGAGAAAAUAUAGUACUUAGAACCUUUACCUAUACAGUUUAAAAAUAAUAACUACCUAUUUUCAAUAUUAAUUUAUGUUUAUGGCUUUUAUUAUGAUUUUAUGUAUUAUUUAUGGAUGUUCCAUAAUCAAAGCAAUGUUUAACUGUGAAUUUAUAGGAUAUUUGUUUUAAAAUUGUAACAUGUUUGGGUAUUCAAUUUUUGUAGUAAGUAUACUUAAAUGAUAGACUAUUAACAUGUUGAUUCCCAUUAUUAUAUUAUUAAUCAGAGUAAAAAACAUAUUUUGAAUGAAUUUCCAGUAAAUAUCUACUUUUCCAGUAGUUAAAAAUAAAAAUUAUUUCUAGCACUGCAAAUAAAAUAACUAGCUUGUGUCAUGAAUUAUAAAUUCACAUAAUUCAUUAUAAAGUAUGUAUAUUUUUUAUGUAUUUUAUUGAUAGAAUGUUACUACAGGUUGAUGGAUAAUAGUUUUUUUUAGGAUUGAACCAUAAAAUACUAUUAAGCUUAAUUUUAACUUGGUAACUAAUUAUUAUUAUAUAUUUACAGAUCAGUUACAAUUCUUAGAAAAUCAAUAUAAUAUUGAAUUUCAACAAUUGAUAAAUAAUUUGAAAAUACGACGAACCAAACAAAUUAGAAAUCAUAAUACUCAAGUUAUAAGGGGUUUGUUACAAGAGUUGGUGAUUGACAGGGAUCCUACCCGAAUAAUAAAAUUUCUAAGACGAGCUGGGCAUAGAGUCGAUGGUUAUAUAGCACAGGAGAUUGGUAUUCACCUUGAUGAUGAAUAGCUUAAAUAACAAAUUAUAGCCAAACAUAUAGCUAAACACCAGCAAUAGGGAAUUAUAAUUUUUAUUUUUUAUAAUUUUGACUUAAAUUUAAAAUUUUUUUUAUUUUAUUUUUGAAUAGAUAUUUUGUUAAAUUUAUCUUAAUUUUAAGGUUAUCUAUAUAUUUUGUAUGACAAUGACAUAGAAUCGAUUUUAAAUGUGAUUAAUACUUUGCGUUUAUUUUACUAACUAGAAACUUAAUUUAUAUAUUUUUGUUCAAAUAAUUAAUUUGGUUAGGUUAAUUAUGUAUAUGCACCUAAAUAUAAGCAAGGCUGGGCACUAACGAGUUAAAAACUUUUAUUUUAACUAUGUUAAGUUAUUUAUACAUGUUAUAUUAUUUGAUUUUAUAAUAUUUGUGUACAGAAAUUCAUUUUAAU
This is a messenger RNA of Aphis gossypii (cotton aphid), 3080 nucleotides long. RefSeq lists its product as uncharacterized. Lineage: Eukaryota; Metazoa; Arthropoda; Insecta; Hemiptera; Aphididae. The transcript is spliced from 12 exons. The record is from RefSeq and is a predicted model, not a curated record. The coding region runs from base 360 to 1769 and encodes 469 amino acids.